Messenger RNA from Ctenopharyngodon idella (grass carp), 966 nucleotides. RefSeq names its product olfactory receptor 10G4-like. Gene Ontology annotation, biological process: G protein-coupled receptor signaling pathway. The record is from RefSeq and is a predicted model, not a curated record. Lineage: Eukaryota; Metazoa; Chordata; Actinopteri; Cypriniformes; Xenocyprididae. Gene Ontology annotation, cellular component: membrane. Gene Ontology annotation, molecular function: olfactory receptor activity; G protein-coupled receptor activity. The transcript has a single exon. Bases 1 to 966 code for a protein of 321 amino acids.
AUGGUGACUGAAAAUUACACUGUGAACAAUGUAGACAGUUUUAUAAUCACUGGAUUUGAUCACCUGCAGAACCAAAAGCUCCUCGGAUUCCUCAUCUUAAUAACCUACAUGCUCAUAUUGCUUGGGAACGGCAUCAAUCUGUGUAUCAUCUUGACUGACAGACAUUUACACAAACCAAUGUACAUAUUAAUCUGUAAUCUAGCUGUUGUUGACAUAAUGUUCUCCUCAACCUGCAGCACAACUAUGAUCUCAGUGCUGCUGGCUGAGAUUAAAACUGUGUCAUACUACUCUUGUAUCUCAAGGACGUACUUCUAUCAUCUUGGUGAUAUCAAAGUAUGCCUGGCUCUGUCCUUAAUGGCAAUAGACCGACUUGUUGCGAUUAGGUUACCAUUAAGAUACCAAAGCAUUGUAACAAAUUCAAGAACAUUUCUGUUUAUUUUACUGGCCUGGCUCAUUGGUUUUACUAUAAUGGCUGUUGUGAUAUCUGUGGUAGACAGUGCUCCAUACUGUCAGCCUGUUAUCAGAUAUGUGUUCUGUGAUUAUCCAUCCAUGAUCAGAGCUGCUUGUGUCAAUCCUGAACCAUAUUUUUUAUUGCCUGCAAUGAUUACUCUGUGGUUGUUGUGUGGACAAUUUCCCUUUAUUAUGUGCACUUAUGCUGUUCUGGCAUAUAGUGUGACUAAACUCUCCAACAACUCAAACAGAAAGCAAAUGAUCAAUACCUGCUCCAGUCACCUCAUUGUCUUGUUUAGUUAUUUGGCACCAAAGCUGGUCUCUGUUUUACUAACUCGAAUAGGUGUUGUGCUCAAUUUAACAGAAAGGAAUGCAGUAAUGAUCGUAGCCUCUCUUGUUCCUUCCUUAAUAAACCCCACUGUUUAUUGCACCAGAACUAAAGAGAUCAGGAAACGAUUAUCAGAUAUUUUUUUGCGCAAAAGAAUUGUACCAAACCACUUACAGGUUUUAUCAUAA